CCACUUCUCAUGCCAAUGAAUAGGGUCCACGUGGUGCAUAAGAAUCGUGAAGAAUAUUCACGAAAAGCAGACGACACUUAAUAAAACGCCUCUGAAUCAGCUGAUAGUAUGGCAAUAAGAAGUCGGCGAUGAAAUCAUCAGAAAUGUCAAAUUGUUCAGUGUUCGAUAUGUACCCAAAUCGCUCGUUAACUCUGACAAAGAAGUCUUAGUUCCAUCCACAACCCCAUCAGUAUCUAGAAAUAAACAAAAACACCAAAGUAAAAAGAAAAUUUGAAGGAAACCACACACGGAUAAUUCCAGCAAAAUAAAAUGCGUCCGGUCCAGAGGCAACGACAAGGCCUGCAGUACGGCAUAGUUCUACUGUGCAUGCAGGCCGUAAAUUUUGGUAUCGACAACAUACCACCAGCCACUUUAGCCGGCGUAAUAGGACAGACACUUUUAUACAUGGGAGUAAUAAAAGUACCAUGGAACGCCGACGAAGUAUGUAUAUCAUCUGUGAAGGUACUGAAAUAUCGUAACUGGCGUUCGUUUAUACUCUCCAACUUCGAGCAUGGAUCAGACAUGCAUUUGUACUACAACAUGGUGUCGUUUAUACUGAAAGGAUCGACCCUGGAGACCAAGUAUGGAACAGGGAACUUCGUUAUGCUGUUAUCGUUCUUAUCCGUUGCCUGCAGUUCCAUGUAUGUUGCCCUGGGUUACUGCCUGACUCAGGUGACCGGAGACUAUGGAUAUUACACAUCCUGUGCCAUCGGAUUCUCCGCUGUUUUAUUCUCGCUUAAAGUAAUCUGUAUAUGCGAGGAACAGGACAGACUCCGUGACGUCGGAGGCUUUAGAGUCCCGAGCAAAUUUGCUGUAUGGGCUGAACUGAUUUUGAUACACCUGUUGGUCCCAAACGCUUCAUUUGUCGGUCACCUCGGAGGGAUACUGGCUGGUUGUCUCUACUGUUAUACAAGUUUUGGUGCACUCGUUGAUAGAAUGAUAAGCGGAGUUACCGGUCGUCCUAUUAUACAUGAGGAAGAGUUUUAUAGAAGGCGAAGUUAUUUUUAAACACACCUAUUUUUCUUCCAAUAACUAAGUUAUUGUUUAUAAAUUCACACACAUGGGCCUGAUCUUCUACAUUUUUUUACCCAUGAUUAUCACCUCUAUUCUUUAACAAAAGUAUCUAAAGGCUGAAGCUAAUUUUAAUUUUAAAAAAGAAAACAGAACGAGAGGAGAACUCCUCUAGUUUGUACGGUUGUGAAAGAGACUACUUCUUUAUAUUAUAUAUUUCGACAUGCAUUGUAUUAUAAGUAGUCAACGACGAAACUUGUAUAGUAAUGUAAGAUCCUUGUGCAAAGUUAAAUUAUAUUUAUAUUUAUAUUUAUAUUUCGUACUUUGCCUACUUCCAUGUAGAUUAUUGUAUUUUACUACUUAAUUAAUAAACAGAGAACUCUGACAAUAA
Molecule: messenger RNA, 1441 nt
Organism: Diprion similis
Lineage: Eukaryota; Metazoa; Arthropoda; Insecta; Hymenoptera; Diprionidae
Product: rhomboid-related protein 4-like
Exons: 2
Coding region: 310-1047 (245 amino acids)
Cellular component (GO): membrane
Molecular function (GO): serine-type endopeptidase activity
Source: RefSeq, a predicted model, not a curated record